GAAUUUCAUCGGCGGAGAGAUGAGCAUCAGUGCGUCAUAUCCACCGGCUUUCCGGCGUGCGAUCAACAACGGAGACCAGACGGAGAUCGAACCGGCUCUUGAUCAGGACAAGGAUAUUCAUAUCCUCGUUCUCGAUUUGGAGCGUUUGGACAAGCAGAUACUAACCGAGGCAUGCAAGGAGUCGGGGAUUUUCCGUCUGGAGAAUCACGGAGUACCGUUGGAGUUGACGUCACAGCUUCAGGAGCUCUCGGAAUCGUUGCUGAGUCUAUCGUUUGAGGAAAAACAGGAGUUGUUCGCCGCCGUUAACUCUCCGUUAUCAUAUUGGGGAACACCUGCUCUAAACCGUUCGGGAGAUGCAUUCAAGAGAGGAACUCAAGCUUCAAACGUGAACAUGGUCGAAGGUUUCAACGUCCCUCUCUCUUCUCUCUCGAAGCUUCCAGUUUCUACUUGCGACGAUGGUGCUCAACAUUCAAAACUAGAGCCUUUCAGAGUGUUGAUAGAGGAAUAUGGAAGGCACAUAACUAGAAUUGCUGUAUCCUUGUUUGAAGCUAUAGCACAAGCACUAAACCUAGAAUUAUCCGGUGACCAGAGAUCAGAACUCUUAUCGGAGUCAACAGGGCUCAUACGAGUUUACCGGUAUCCUCAGAGCUCCUCUGUAGAGGCAGAAAGAGAAGCUCUGGGAAUGGAAGUCCACACGGAUAGUUCGGUUAUCUCAAUAUUAAAAGAAGAUGAAACCGGAGGGCUUGAGAUCAUGAAAGGUGAAGAAUGGUUGCGUGUAAAACCUCGUGCGAAUACUCUCAUCAUCAAUCUAGGAGAUAUGAUGCAGGGAAAUUAACGUAUAUAUUUAUGAGCUAUAAGCGACGAUGAGUACAAGAGUGUGAAGCAUAGAGUGAAGAAGAAGGAUAGGACGAGAGAAAGACACUCGGUGUGUUAUUUUGUGUUCCCGCAGAGAGAUUGUGUGGUAAAGUCAUCAAACUAUAAGCCAUUCACGUACUCUGAGUUUGAAGCUCAAGUUCAGGCUGAUGUUCAGUCUCUUGGGACCAAGGUCGGCCUUCAUAGAUUCAGCCCUAAAUCUCCACUCUUUCUCUGA
Molecule: messenger RNA, 1090 nt
Organism: Brassica oleracea var. oleracea
Lineage: Eukaryota; Viridiplantae; Streptophyta; Magnoliopsida; Brassicales; Brassicaceae
Product: gibberellin 2-beta-dioxygenase 8
Exons: 6
Molecular function (GO): dioxygenase activity
Source: RefSeq, a predicted model, not a curated record